GUAAAAGUCCCUCCGCUCGGAAAUAGGAGGAUCGCUGAAGUCGCGGAAGCGAAGGCCUGCGGGGCCCGUCAACUGGAGAGCGGCGAUUCUGGGGCGGCGAGCAGGAGGCAGUUCACUCCGGCUUACGUUCUUCCGAGAGAGCCACAAAGCAACAGCCAUCCCUUCAUCAGCUGUCUGGCUUCUCCAGUUCCUGGUGUUAUCCUUUCCAUUUAUCAGCCUCCCUCAUCUUCCUGGUCCUCUUCUGUGCUGAGCUCCAGUGCUCUCCGUCCUGUGACCCACUCCUGCAGCAGGUGUAGCUCAGCCAGACCUCUUCUCUUCUGGUCGGCCUGUCGGGAUGGCGGGGCGAGGAGGACCGGCGCGAACCAAUGGCGCCGCCACCGCCGGAAACAAAAUCUGCCAGUUUAAAUUGGUCUUACUAGGGGAGUCAGCUGUGGGCAAAUCCAGCCUGGUCCUACGCUUUGUUAAGGGCCAGUUCCAUGAGUACCAGGAGAGUACCAUCGGAGCUGCAUUCCUCACACAGACAGUCUGUUUGGAUGAUACGACAGUAAAGUUUGAGAUCUGGGACACAGCCGGACAGGAGCGAUACCACAGCCUGGCCCCAAUGUACUACAGAGGAGCCCAGGCUGCAAUCGUAGUCUAUGACAUUACUAACACAGACACUUUCACUCGAGCAAAGAACUGGGUAAAGGAGCUACAGAGACAGGCCAGCCCCAACAUUGUCAUUGCACUGGCUGGAAACAAGGCUGACCUUGCUAACAAGAGAGCUGUUGACUUCCAGGAAGCGCAGGCAUACGCGGAUGACAACAGUCUGCUGUUCAUGGAGACAUCUGCAAAGACUGCCAUGAAUGUCAACGAGAUCUUCAUGGCCAUCGCUAAGAAGCUUCCGAAGAAUGAGCCACAGGGUGGGACAGGGCCUGGUGGACGAGCUAGAGGAGGAGUUGACUUGCAGGAGGCAGCACCUCAGGGCAGAUCCGGCCAGUGUUGUGGAGGCGGGAACUAAGCAUCCAACCAGUCAUCUGUCAAAUACAGCCGAGGAUCAACACAGACACAUUAUCAACACAACACAGUACCAACUCAUAGUUUGACAGUUAUGUCUAUUCACAGCCUAACUGGAAAAUCUAGUCAGUUAGACUGUGAUGCACAUCAGCAGCCCAGCAGAUUCUACUACUGAACUGACCAAAGGGGCCAUUGAUAUUCAUAACCACUUGUAAAUAUUUUGACCAAUUAUCCCUCCAGCCAGUAGACAGACUCCUCCAUAACACCUGUGUUUCAGAAUCAGUCGACUGGCAUUGCUGUAAACAGUUACGCUCCCACCAAAACAAAGAAAACAAAAAAAAGACAUGCCUUUUGGGGAACAAGGAGGGAAAACAACGAUCAGUUCUAUCGCACUUAAGCAGAGCUGUAAAGUUCUGUUCUGUUGUAGUCUGUAUUCAUGCAAGAAAAUCAAAAGUGCUGCAGGAGGGAAAACAAGCUUUCUUCCACUUUAUUUCCUCGUUCUCUCUAUCCACUGCGAGAUCAGCCUGAUCUUUACUGUUUGAACCGUUUGAUUAUUUAGUUCUUUUUUUUUCUGCUCUUCUGACUUCUUGUCAGUUGUUCUUGGGCCACUAUGCCCAACAGGAGGAAUGAGGGAGUGGGGAACUCGACAGAGCGGAUGAGAGGCCUGUGUUUUCCCUUCAUGCUCAGCAGUUCUGUAGAUUCUGUAUUAUUCUUGGUUAUUACUAUUGUUGUUAUUAUUGUAAUUAUUAUUAUGACUACCACUACUCCAGAACUAAUGAAUAAUGAAUAUGAUUUCAUAGGCUAGUUUUUUCCUCCCAGAUCAUUUACACGUGAGAUAUCAGACUGUAUAUGCAUAACGCAUUAAUGGACGUCAUAACACCAGUGUCUUUUAGCAUUAAAGAAAUGAGAUGUUUUCGAAAUAUUCAGUCAACAAACCUUGCGUUAAAAACAUUUAUAAUGCAAGACAAGAUUUGCCUCCUCUGACCAAAUCACGAUUUGUGUAUUGGAAAAGGUAACAAUGUUGCUGUAUUUGUACUCUGUAUUUUUUCUUCCAUUUCUUCUGCGAAAGUAUACCCAAUCACUAGCCAUUAUCAAUACAGUACCUUCCCAAAAACGGAUCAGUCGUCUUUUCUUCUUUCUGUUUGUGAAGAUAAUUUUUUUUUCUUCUUCUGUGAAAUGAUUUUUGUAAUGAAGGUCUCUCUGAGUGCACUGGCUGUCUGUUGUCCUCUGUGACUUUAUUUUUAUUUUUUCUCUCUCUUUAAAUUUUUUUUUUUUUUUUUUUUUUUUUUCAUAAAACAUUUUUUUUGACCAGCAUUUUCUCUUGUGAAUUAGCACAACAAAGGAGAACAACUGCCCAGGCUGAGUUUAACAGGGUCUGGACAAACAGUUUUGUGGGAUUCAUUAGAUGGGGGACACAACAAAAAACGACAAAAAAUCUUGUACUUGUAAUUUUACCAAUAAACAAAUGGGAAGGUA
This is a messenger RNA of Pygocentrus nattereri (red-bellied piranha), 2472 nucleotides long. It is a transcript of the gene rab5c, whose product is annotated as RAB5C, member RAS oncogene family. The coding region runs from base 335 to 1000 and encodes 221 amino acids. The transcript is spliced from 6 exons. Gene Ontology annotation, molecular function: GTP binding; GTPase activity. The record is from RefSeq and is a predicted model, not a curated record. NCBI's taxonomy places the organism in Eukaryota, Metazoa, Chordata, Actinopteri, Characiformes, Serrasalmidae.